AAGCCGUUGCCUCUUCCUGUUUAGGGGACUAUUCUCUAAGCCGCUGCCAACUGAGAGGACUGCCUUCCCCAGUGCCUGGAAUCUGAGAAAAAAUGGCAAACGUGGAUAGUGACUCUAGGCAUCUUAUCUCUGAGGUAGAACAUGAAGUGAAUCCCGGACCUAUGAAUAUCCAGUUUGACUCCUCAGACCUAAGAUCUAAAAGGUAAGGUCUUAAUGUGUUUAUUUCAUAAUUAGGGCUUCUAACAAUUAAGAUAUAAUACAUUACAGCCCAAAAGAUCAAUAGUAUUGAUAGGGAAAUAAUCGUUUUCUUACAGAAUUUUUACUCUGAUGUAUAUGCAUAUGGUGACACGAAUCCUGUGCCCUCGUUUACACAUUUUCGUGUCUUGGAAUGAGCGUGUCUGCUAUCAAGUAGGAUGCAUUUAUGUAAUUGACUCAAAUAUCUGUGAUUACCCACUUCACGCAAAGUAAUCCGAUGCUAAAGAUAGAAAAGGAAUAGCCUUUUACCUUCACUUAAUUUAAAUACCAGCAGAUAAUUUAAAAUAAUUUCAGAUUAAAUAAUUUUUCAAUUUAUAAUUGGAAACCUCAAGAGAAUCUUUAAAAAAAAUAAGUAGAAAAGAGGACUAGUGAGUGAGUUCAAGAAAAUAGUUACUGGGUUGAGAGAUGCUGCGGUACAAUGUGUGAUGUGCAGAGGUGAGGACCGAAGGCUGCAUCCCAGCUACCACAUAAGCUGGAUGUGAGCCUGUGCACACCUAAGACACAGUGACGGAGUGGGUAGAGACAGGAGGAUCACCAUGACUUGCUGGCUGCCAAUCUGAUUGAAAAACAAACAAACAAACAAACAAAAAAACCAAACAAACAGGAGUUCCAGACUAAGGAAGACCCUGGCUCUUAGAAAUAAGACUGAGGAUAAUUGCCCUCCUCUGGCCUCAGUGCGUGAACAUAUUUGCGGGCACACAUACACAAAGUGGUUACUUACAAAAUAGGAAAAAAGAAGACCAAAAAUGGCGGCACACACCUAGCAGUUAGCACUCAAGAGGCAGAGGCAGGAGAUUGGGGCCAGCCUGGGCUACUUAGUGAUACCUUGUCUAUUGGAAAAGAAAAGAAGUAACACGCCAAAAAAAAAAACAAAAAAACAAAAAAAAAACAAAAAACCCGAGGCACUAGAGAGAUGGCUCAGCAGGAAAGGCUCUUGCCACUAAGCCUGACUACUUGGGUUAGCUCCCCAAGCCUCACAUGAGAGAGGGAGGAACUUACCCAGUGCCAGUGUUCUGACCUGCAUAUGCACAAUAGCACUAGAGUGUUCUCACACUGAGUAAAUGAAGGAAGAAAGUUAUAAAAAGUUUAAACGAAAAAUAAAUAGUCUUCCGGUGAGGAAAUGAGGUAGAAAAAUUUAUAAAAUAUCCUUAAAGUAGUUUUAACAGGAAUAUGCAAAAUCUGCGAGAAAAACUAAAAUGUUCCUGAAUGAUGCAAAAUGGGAUUUGGAGUAUUUCAUCAAAUCUGAGAUGCUCUUGGUUGUAAAUUGCAUUUAGAAUAUACAAAGCUUGGCAUAGUGGUACACGCUUUUAACCCCAACACUUAUAAGGUAUAAACAGGCAGAGUCCUAUGGGUUUGAGGCCAGUCUGCUCUAGAGUGAGUUCCAGGAGAGCUAGAGCUACGUACUGAGACCUUGUCUUGAAUGGUAGGUAGGUAGAGGUAGACGGACAGACAGACAGACAGACAAAGAGGGUCUGGAAUGAAGCUCAGUGGUUAAGAGAACUGGCUUUUCUUCCAGAGGACAUGGGUUUGAUUCCUAGCACAUACAUACAUGAUAGCUCAUAACCAUGUGUAAUUCCAAUCCCAGGAGAUCUGACUCCUUCUGUCCUCCAUCAGCAGUAGUCGUGCCCAUGGUGCACAGACAUUCUUGCAGACAAAGCACCCAGACACAUAAACAGACCAUUUCAAAAAACCCAACGCACAACACACAGGCGUACACUGCACACUGUCUGUGGGUAUUAUACAUGUAAAAACCUGGACUUGGAAUUUUUGCUUUCUUUUCACUGAAAGAACUCUUGACCAUAUUGUGUGUUAUUUCUCAUUUGUCUCUUAUAGAACUAUAAACGUUGAUCAUAGAAACAACAUGCAUUGGUUAAGACAUUAUAACACCUCACACUUAGAAAACCUGAUUCUUCUGGAUCACUUUUUGAUUUGGUCAUCAGACAUGUUGUGUGUCCCUCCUGCGUGGACAGUUGUGAGAGUGGGUGACUUUGAUGACACAACCUUCCUUGAUUUUCUCCAGCAGCUCUGAGGAUGCUCGCAGAUCCCUGUACUUGUACUGUCCUGGUCUCACCAGAUGGUGUCAGGAGAGGUCUUCUCUUACGGAUCCCAGUCCUUCCUGAAGUGGUUCUGUGGUUUGACUGAGGUGGCCCAGGAUGGCAGUUAUUUGUCACACACCACUAGAGGUAGCCAUCAUACCACCACCCGGCCAACAGUGAUUCAGACAUUGGGUGUUAAAGAUUAUGAGGUGUCCUCAUUUAGAAACGUUUAAAUGUAUAUAUUAGAAAAGUAUGUUAUCAGUAUCAGUAUGACAGAAAGUCAUCGUCUACUCCAGGCAGGAAGAAUAAAAUUGUAAUCCAGGGGGCUUCAAUCCAGGAGAGAGGUUCUGCCAGUGAAGUAUUUAUCAUACAAACUUGAGCACCUGAAUUUGGGUUCCAGCAUCCAUAUAAAAUCCAGGAGCUGUGGUGCAUACCUGUAAUCGCCACACUAGGGAGGCAGGGCUUCUGGAGAGCAUUGGCUAGCUAGCCCAGCCAAACUGAUGAGCUCCAGGCUAGUGAGAGACUAUCACAGUAAAUAAAUAAGCAAAUGAAUGAAUGAAUGAAUGAAUACACCACCUCAAAUAUGCCAAUAAAUGAAGGAGAGGGAGAGAGAGAGAGAGAGAGAGAGAGAGAGAGAGAGAGAGAGAGAGAAGCAGUUCAAGUAGAUACCUGAUGUGCUCACAAAUGCAUACAUACACAUGUGCACACAGAGAUGUGCACCCAGAAAAAAAGAAUUUUACCCACAAAGUUCGUGUGAUCCUACACUCAAAUCCCAGCAGUCAAUUCUGAGGUUUCUGUGCAUCAGCGAUCUCACUGCUACACACACUGCUUUACGGUGUCAGGCGGUGUGUACACAGGGUCAUGUAAGUUGCUAAGAAAGCAACUAAAAUGUGUUUUCUUCCAGGACUGAAAACUUAAUUAUGGCAUAUUCAUACAGUGGAAUAUUUUUCAUCUAAAACAAAGGAGGUGGCCUUAUGAUAUAACAAAAUGGAACAACUCGUUAUUUUGUUGAAAGGAAAAAGUGAAGUGCAGAGCAGUAUCUGUAGUCCGCCACCAUUCAUGUACAGUCAGUUACUGCAUUGUAGACCAUGCAGUAUAUGUAGAUGAGGUCUGGGGAGGGCUCAGAUGGCUGAGAGGGACCGCACAGCUGAGGUAAGGGAGCCUGGUGCAGUGUUAGCAGAUAGUCAGCACCUAGUCAUUGCCACCCUCCUUCCUGUCAGCGGAGGGUUAGUCUGCUUAAGAGCUGCAGCAGACAGAUGACAGUGAGCUGAGCCUGGCAACCCAUUCUUGUAUUGUAACCCAUUGUAACCCCUUCUUCAGAUACUUGAUUUUUCAGUUUUUCUUGUAGCUACAACUGGAAGUGUAAAAUUUAUCCCUGAAGAAGUCGUCGUUAACAGUGGCUAUCAGAAGAAAUAGAGAAGUUGGUAAUGUUGAUUCUUACUGGUAUAUUCCAGUCUCGGUGAAUGUAUGCAUUUACAAAUGCUGACAAUGUUCAGAGUUUUCUUGAAGCUUCCAAGUUCUGUGCUAAAUAAUCGGCCACUGUGACAAUAAGACAUAGGUCAUUAAAGUGCAUUCCAUUACAAUGAGUUGGCAGGAGUUCAGUUCCUCGAAAUUUUAAUCUAACAGGGUAUAUUAAAUGGAAAUACAUUUUCUGUAAUGAAACUUGUGAACGGGGAGAAUCCGCUAUUUUCAGUCCUGGUGUAACUGGUAAGCACGAAUGAACCACUUGUAAGACCUUAGCAGUCCUUGCUUCUGCUUGUGGGAUAAUCUCUGCUGGAGAAAGCAGGAACUAUUUGAUGAGAAAAAAUAUGUGAGUACUUUAAACAUUGUUUCUGCUGAGAUAUAGAUUCUCCCACUUUACAUGUAAAUAAAACUUAGAUGACUAGUACCAAGCUCCAGUCCUUUGAGUCCCUGUGCUCUGGUGCCACCCUGUAUGUGUGUGUAGUAUAAUUUGAUGUUUCUUACCAGUCUGCUCCCCUUUCCAACUGAAUUCAUUUAGCUCCCUGUCAUAUCUGUUAGACAAGGACUUUGGUGUAUUUAUACUUUUCUGAUUUACAUUGCCACAUAUAUCAUCCAGUUAGCGUUCAUGAUGGCGGUGUCCCAGAUUAUCUUACAUUUGGGAAACUGCGGCUGUAGGAUGAUAGGAAACAACCUUGGAUGUUUGAAUAUUACUUAGCUUGUGUUAUUUUCCUCUCUCCCACUAGGGGGCAGUCGAAUCUUAAGUUAGUUCAGAUCUUAGUCUCUUAACUGGCAGGCAAGGACUGCAGGCUUCUCAUUUUUAUGAGGUAGAGUCUGAAGCAGGUGGAGGAAGGGCUUUGACAUUGGAAGAUGCACGCCACAGGCGUGUGAAUCAUUUAGGCGCGUUAUAGAUAAGUAAGGCCCCUUUUCCUUCAGCACGCCUCCCGCCAGUGCUGUUUUGUCAUCUGUUUUGGGGUAGAAUGAACAAUAAAAUGUAAACGGAAGGGCAGAAAGGUCUAGAAGCCUCCUGUGUUCUAGUCGAUACAUUCUAUUGGGAAUUAACAGGCUUUUCUCAGGCUUUUGGAGACUACUAAUGGAGCUGGUAUUCAGGAUUGCUUCAUGUUUCCCUACUGCUCUGUGACUAUGCCCUGGGAAAGCUGACCUUCCCAGCCAGCCUACAAAGUUAUGAAAUGGUUAAUUUUUAAUUUUUUUUCCAGUUCUGGGUAUUGAACCCAUGGCCUUGUGUACAUUAUGCAAGUACUGUACUGUGGCUUGGCUCAGUUUUUAGCUUUCCCCUUCUCUGUGUGUCUUUCCUUGUUUUCCCUUCUCCUUUUCCCAGAGUUCAGGGCUUUCCUGUGACUCUUUGUAGGCCCAGGGUUACUCUGUAAGGCCGGAGCUCCCUGAGGCUCCACCCCCUAAGCAUGCUCUGUACACACACUCUUCUUCUACAGCGUGGUUACAGGGCCCAGCUGUCCUGUUCUUGCAGGGCUCUGUGGCCCACUUGGUAUUAGAAUGGAGAAUAAUCUGAUGGAUCAGAAAUAUAAUCUAUUACAUUUAUAUGACUGUUUUCAUUUCAACACCAAAAAGUCUCAAAAUACCAAAUCCUAACAUUCAAGCUUUUGCUAUUGAGGGUGUUGGUCAUGCUCCGAGAAACCACUAAGAUAGAAUUGGAUGUUUCAAAUACAGAGCUUCCUCGUGCCCUUGGACCAUGUAAGGUACAUUAUGGUGCCUUGCUGUUAGAGUAUCUACCAGUCUGUGUGUUUGUGAAGCAGCCUCUCUAUCUCUCCUCCCACAAAUGCUGUCACUGUAGAUCAGCCUAACUUGAUAGGUGGGUAUUUGUGGCUCUAGGAGAGAGGAAGACUCAAGCAGUUUCCAAAGGCAAGGUAAAAUGUUUAAUAGAUGUUGGCUUAUGGCGGCAGUUGGAAGUGGUUACCUGGUGCUUGAUGAUUUUAUAGUUCUCGAUUAUAUAAACAACAAAAAUGAGAAAAAUUCAGGCAGUGGGAGACAGUGUACUUAGCAUGUACAAGGCCCUAAAUUUGAUCUUAAACUUCCUAAAAAGAGGAAAGAGGUAGGGGAAAAAAGAGAAAUUGAUUUUCCCAGGAGGGCUAGUGUGCUAAGCCACCACAGAUUACGUAAUGAAGAGCUUGCCACCAAGCAGUCAGAUGGGCAGGACCUCCAUUGUCACUGGUACCACUGCUCUGUAUUACGCACUUCAUCAAACCCAUCUGUCUCCCAUCUCCUCUGCUCCUUUCUCUCCUGCCCCCUCCCCAGCCCAGUUUCCUCCGUACUUUCCCACUUCUCCUCUUACUUUUGGCCCUCAAAGAAGUAUAUUUUUGCCAAAUGCUUAAGGAAAAAAUUCUUGAUCUUAGCAUUAGAGGCACCUUAUUUAUAUGUGACUUUGUUACGUCAUUAGAUUAUGCUUUUUCUAGUCUCAUUGGAAUCCUCUUAGUCUCUUAAAUUCUUUGUUCCAAUGCCUUUUUCCUUCUCUUUUCUCUCUUUAAACUUUUUAAACUUUUCCCCCUCGGUAUCUGCUCACCUGAGUUUUAGCUCUUUAGAUCUCUCAGCUCUGGGGAGUUAGCUUGUCUGUUUUGUUUUCAACCCACUCCUGGGAAGUCAGUCAUACUUCAUUGCACUUUCCCCCUCUCUCACUGGGGAGCCUGGGAAGUGAGAGAAAUCUGAAGACCAAGGGAGCCUUUGGGCUGUGACUGACGCUCUGCAGGGUCAAGUCAAAGAGACUUGGUUGAGCAGAAAAGGGAGGACAAGAGGUUAUUCUCCACAAUGGCUGACUUCCAGAAUUUUUGCCUGAACAUUUUUUUGUCAAGUAUAUAUUCCCUUCUCUAGGCCUUUCUAUAUAGAGCCUACCAACAUCGUCAAUGUGAAUGAUGUCAUUCAGAAGGUCAGCGACCAUGCUGCUGCUAUGAACAAGCGGAUUCAUUACUACAGCCGGCUCACCACUCCUGCAGACAAGGCACUGAUUGCUCCAGACCACGUAGUUCCUGCUCCAGAGGAAUGCUAUGUGUACAGUCCAUUGGGCUCUGCCUAUAAACUUAAGAGUUACACUGAAGGCUAUCGUAAAAACACCAGCUUAGUUACUAUUUUUAUGAUCUGGAAUACCAUGAUGGGGACAUCUAUACUAAGUAUUCCUUGGGGCAUAAAACAGGCUGGAUUUACUACUGGGAUGUGUGUCAUCGUGCUGAUGGGCCUUCUAACACUUUACUGCUGCUAUAGAGUGGUGAAGUCCCGGAGUAUGAUAGUUACAUCGGACACAACUACCUGGGAAUAUCCAGAUGUCUGCAAACAUUACUUUGGCUCUUUUGGGCAAUGGUCAAGUCUCCUUUUCUCCUUGGUGUCUCUCAUUGGAGCAAUGAUAGUUUAUUGGGUGCUUAUGUCUAAUUUUCUUUUUAAUACUGGAAAGUUUAUUUUUAAUUUUAUUCAUCACAUUAAUGACACAGACACUGUACUGAGCACCAAUAAUAGCAGCCCUGUGAUCUGUCCAAGCGCCGGGAGUGGCCAUCCUGACAACAGCUCCAUGAUCUUCUACAACAGUGACACGGAGGUGCGGCUGUUUGAGAGGUGGUGGGACAAGUCCAAGACAGUGCCCUUCUACCUUAUAGGGCUCCUCUUGCCGCUGCUCAACUUCAAGUCUCCUUCGUUCUUCUCCAAAUUUAAUAUCCUGGGUACGGUAUCUGUCCUCUAUUUGAUUUUCAUUGUUACCCUGAAGGCUAUUCGCUUAGGAUUCCAUCUGGAAUUUCACUGGUUUGCGCCAACAGAAUUUUUUGUACCAGAGAUAAGAGCUCAGUUUCCACAGCUGACAGGGGUGCUUACUCUGGCCUUCUUUAUUCACAAUUGUAUCAUCACACUCUUGAAAAACAACAAGAACCAAGAAAAUAAUGUGAGAGACCUGUGCAUUGCUUAUAUGCUGGUGACAUUGACCUAUCUCUAUAUUGGUGUCCUGGUUUUUGCCUCAUUCCCUUCACCUCCAUUACCCAAAGAUUGUAUUGAACAGAACUUCUUGGACAACUUCCCCAGCAGUGACACCCUGUCCUUCAUUGCACGGAUAUGCCUGCUCUUCCAGAUGAUGACUGUGUACCCACUCUUAGGCUACUUGGCUCGCGUUCAGCUCCUGGGCCAUAUCUUCGGUGACAUUUAUCCUAGCAUUUUCCAUGUGCUGAUUCUUAACUUAAUUAUCGUGGGUGCUGGAGUGACCAUGGCCUGUUUCUACCCAAACAUAGGAGGGAUCAUAAGGUACUCGGGAGCAGCGUGCGGCCUGGCUUUCGUGUUCAUAUACCCUUCUCUCAUCUAUAUACUCUCCCAGCACCAAGAGGAGCGUCUGACAUGGCCUAAGUUAGUGUUUCACAUCAUCAUCAUCAUUUUGGGCCUGGCGAACCUGAUUGCUCAGUUUUUCAUGUGAAAACCGUUUUCUCAAGAUUCCUCAUGGUGUUCUGAACCUUGGCAACGGUUCUGCAUAAAAGAACUUGAAAAUGCUGUCACUGCUGUAAUUCUAAGUGUUCUUCUAGGAUAACUGGAAGCGAGGGAAAUGACGGUCUGCUCAUAAGUAUUUUUGUACUCGAGCCGGGAGGGAGUAAGUAUUAAGGGUGUUUUUUCUCAGUGACCCUCAUUCCCAUGUAUCCAAGUAGAAAUGUGGGAGGAAUCCUACUGAUUUUCUGAGGAUAAGCUUCCACCUACAGCAAGGAAUCUCAGGGGUGUUGGGUCAAGGCAUGUUGCCAGACCCUGUGUGCUUCAGUGUGUGCUCCUCCACUGUCUUACUUGCUGGACCAUUUCUACAGUUUGCCCAAACCUCUGUUGUCUCCAACAGUAAAACAAAUACCUCAUUUUAAAA
Molecule: messenger RNA, 8589 nt
Organism: Rattus norvegicus (Norway rat)
Lineage: Eukaryota; Metazoa; Chordata; Mammalia; Rodentia; Muridae
Gene: Slc38a9
Product: solute carrier family 38, member 9
Biological process (GO): monoatomic cation transmembrane transport; branched-chain amino acid transport
Cellular component (GO): lysosomal membrane; late endosome membrane
Molecular function (GO): carboxylic acid transmembrane transporter activity; monoatomic cation transmembrane transporter activity; secondary active transmembrane transporter activity
Source: RefSeq, a predicted model, not a curated record